CUACAUCCAACCCAUCUUCUUUGAGCAUCAAUGUUUACCUACCUCCUAUCGAAUGCAGCGUGCACGCAGCGGGUAGGCGAGAUCGAUCCUGCAGAGGAAGGCUAACUAAAGGCUGGUAGAAGGGUGGUGGUGUUGGUGGUGGCAAUGUCUAUAGACCGACUCGAAUUCGACUCUACCGCUCGAGCUAUGGCAACCCCGACCAUAUCCGCCGGUUGGGCUCCCCCCGACCAGGCCUGUUUGCGGAUAAACGACUACUGGAUAUGGGAUUAUCAAGCGCCGAGAGAUGCGCGAACAGUGCUCGGGGGGCCCUCGCAGAUUACUGACUGCCUCCCGACUCCGUGGGCUUCCGCCGUCACCUACGAGGCCACCGGAUGCCCUCCCCAGUACACCUCUGCUUGUCGGGGGCCGGACUUCAACGCACCGGUGACGUGUUGUCCUACUGCCUAUAGCUUUAGCUGCCUACCUCAGUCUCUACAUACCGGGCCGCACGCCAUCCAAUUCCGUUGCCAGUCGCGGCACGCUGCCAGCGGCAAUAUAGUCGUCACGCGGACCGCCUUCGCGGCCAAUACUAUCGCCGCCGAGUCGCGAGUCCGCAGCACCAACGAGCACCUGUUCGCGCUAGCCUUGAUGUACACGACGCCGGUCCGUUCCUACCGCUUUUCUUCCUCGCUCGCAGCGCCUUGCUGACCCGUAAGCACAGACCGCGACGACCAGCUCUACGAUCGCGGCUACCACCACGCCGGGUAGCGAUUCCGAGAGGCCGCCGGCUCAAGAGUCUUCGUCCCUCACCGCGGGCCAAGCCGCAGGCGUCGGCGUGGGCGCGGCCGUUGCCGUCAUCCUCGUAGCAACUUUGGCUUGGUUUUUAUGGCGCCG
Molecule: messenger RNA, 873 nt
Organism: Durotheca rogersii
Lineage: Eukaryota; Fungi; Ascomycota; Sordariomycetes; Xylariales; Xylariaceae
Exons: 3
Coding region: 145-687 (180 amino acids)
Source: RefSeq, a predicted model, not a curated record